AUGAUCGAACUGUAAAGUCGCGCUCUUGCUGCUCGUCAAGUGUGUUUCUCUCAGUAAGCCGAGCAGAGCUGCUCCUCUGCACUCGCUAAUCUUCUCGCUCCUCUCCAGCGCUGCGCUCGGCCCACCUGUCCCGCCGCCGCUCCGCCCGGCCUCCUCAGCUGUCGGCUCGCACAAUGAAGCUGUAAUGUGACUUUUCCUACAAUCCCCUGGUAAUGAUGGAGUCAGCGGCUCAGGCGCACUUGGUGAAAAGACGGAUAUUAAAAUGACUUUGGGGUGUUCGCCAUGAGGCCGGGGCCUCUGAACCUGGAUGAUCCACCUUCAGGCGGGAGAGGUGAGGCUGCGGGGUGUGACUGUUGGGUCAAUCAGCGCAUCACUUCACUCAGACUGACGCUGCUCAUCAGUUUAUCAUCCACCUCUGUCAGGAAUCUGUUUGUGAGUCAGACACAUGUUUAAUGAGACGAAGAUGCGAGGCUGGUGUAUUUUCCAUAGGCUACAUUAUGGAGCCAGUUCAUCAGGCUGCUGCAGUCCGGAUCACGGUUCUUCUUCCUUCCGCUGCCAUUGGACGGAAAACUUUGUGUCGCAGACUUUCCCCACUUCUCAUUGGACCAGCGUGUUUGACAGGGCGCAGGAGGGCCGCCCCCUGCGCCUGGAAAAAAAAAAGAAAAGAAAAGAAAAAAAAACUCCUCCAGAAGUGAGUAUCAAUCAGAGAGAAGUUCGGGGGACAGAAAGAGAAAAAGAAAGCCGCGGAGUGGAAGGACCGAGAGACAAGACCGCAUCGAAACUAUCACUCCUGCCGGACUUGAUCUCACGCGCGGCCGGGAUGGCACAGUCUGCCGUCCAAACUUUGACGCAGCGUUACUAGUCACAGUUGGGAUUACUUUGGACACUUGGUGAGUUUGCGUCCCGCUGUAAACACUGACGUGUGCAUUUUUUUUUUCUACUGUUUUGCUCCACUGCGUUGGACGGACGGAGUGGGUUUUUCGCCGCGUCCCCCCCGUCGGGUGGAUUUGAGAGAAAUGAGUGAGAGGAGGCGAUCUGCCGCAGCUCUGAGCUCGAGAGCCCACGCUUUUUCCGUGGAAGCCCUGAUCGGCUCCAACAAGAAGAGGAAGCUCCGGGGCUGGGAGGAGAAGGAGCUGGAGUUGUCCAUGGAGAGCCUCGGCACGGACGGAGAGGACCCGGCGCACUGUCUGGAUAUGGACCCGGACUCGGAGGCGAGUCCCGGCUCCGACGGAGAGGGUCUGGCCGAAAGGACGUCGUGCUCCUUCGGCUCACCUGACGAACUGGCCCCCGGCCCCUGCGAGCCGUCUCCGCCGGCCUCCAUGGAGGAGAUCCAGGUGGAGCUGCAGUGCGCAGACCUGUGGAAGCGCUUCCAUGACAUCGGCACGGAGAUGAUCAUCACCAAGGCGGGCAGGAGGAUGUUUCCUGCCAUGCGGGUAAAGAUCGCCGGUCUGGACCCUCACCAGCAGUACUACAUCGCCAUGGACAUCGUGCCCGUGGACAACAAGAGAUACAGAUACGUGUACCACAGCUCCAAGUGGAUGGUAGCAGGAAACGCAGACUCCCCUGUGCCUCCGCGGGCCUACAUCCACCCGGACUCUCUGGCCUCAGGAGACACCUGGAUGAGACAGGUGGUCAGCUUUGACAAGCUCAAACUCACCAACAACGAGCUGGACGACCAGGGACACAUCAUCCUCCACUCCAUGCACAAGUAUCAGCCCCGUGUCCACGUCAUCAGGAAGGACUUCAGCAGCGAACUGUCUCCAAACAAGGCGGUGCCGAGUGGGGAGGGAGUUAAGACAUUCAGCUUCCCUGAGACUGUCUUCACCACCGUCACCGCCUACCAGAACCAACAGAUCACCAGACUAAAGAUCGAUCGCAACCCGUUCGCCAAAGGAUUCCGGGACUCUGGCAGAAACAGGACUGGCCUCGAGGCGAUCAUGGAGACCUAUGCUUUCUGGAGACCUCCUGUGAGGACCCUCACGUUUGAAGACUUCACCAACAUGCAGAAACAGCAAGGCGGCAGCACAGGCACAUCUCCCACCACCUCCAGCACAGGCACACCCUCCCCUUCUGGUGCGGCACACCUCCUUUCUCCCUCCUGCUCCCCUCCGACCUUCCACCUCGCCCCCAACACCUUUAAUGUGGGCUGCAGGGAAAGUCAGCUCUGCAACCUGGGCCUUUCAGAGUAUCCAGCCUGUGCUCGCAGCAACAUGGCGGCCCUGCAGGGCUACGGCGGCCUGGCCGACAGUUCCUACGGGCGCCUCCAGGCUGCAGGAGGUGCUGUGGCCUCUGCUCAACCCUCUGAAUCCUUCCUGCCACAGAGGACUUCCUCCUUGAUUGCUGCCGGCAUGCAGGGCAGCGCUCAUGCCUCCCUGACUGGCGGCGGGAGCGGCGGCGGCUCUGGAGGCAAGAUGGAUGCCUACAGUGGUCAACUGGGUUCCUUCCCAGCCUCGCAGCUUCAGUACGUGAUGCAGGCCGGAGGUGGCUCCAGCUCUGCUUCGUCCUCUUCAUCCGGAUCCUCCUCUUCUUCAGCCCACAUGUUCAGCGGGAGCCACCACCAUGUGCAGCAGGGCUCCUACAACGCUUUCUCCCUGCACAACCCUUACAACCUGUACGGAUACAACUUCCCCACCUCUCCUCGCCUGGCCGCCAGCCCCGAGAAGCCCCAGGGAGGUUUGCUCUGCUCCUCGUCUCCGGCCGGGGCCUUCGCCGAGCGCCAGUACCUGUCCAAUGGGAGCAUGGACACUAUGCACAUGAUCGGCAACACCACCAGCGGCCAGCAGGGCAGCAGCUCCUGUGACGGUCGUCAGUAUGGCUCCUCCUCUCAGAUGUCUAUGCACAUGGUGUAGAAACUGGCAUCGAACCUCAGAGUCCUCCAUGUUCCUAAAGUCUUCCAGCUGAAAAGCAAAUUUCUAAUCUAUGAACCUGGUUUGGUGUCGAUGUUGAACCGGUGUUUGUACUUUUCAGACAAAGGAUAUCAUCUCAUGUUUUUUUGUUUUUAAAGACACUCCAACACUUACAAAGCUUUAAAAAGGGAGUCAAUACUAUUAUUUAAUUAUCUUUGUGUUAAUAAAGGAAAUAGUGGGACUGCAUCCUGACUUCUUUUACUGUCUCUGACAGGAAAGGAACUGCAAACUCCUCCGAUUGUAAUAAGAAGGAGAGGUAGGAGCCUACAGGCUCUGGCUCUAGAAGAGAUUAUCAGUUGUGAAUCUGUUAUGGUGCAAUAGUAGCAACUUUUCAAGGGACUCAUUCUUGAUUUUUUUGGGACUUUAAUGCCAUCCGGUCAUGACAUCAUGCAACCAAAGAAUCUUCACUGUGAUCCAGAGGAACUUCAUUUUAGAAAUGUCAUGGAGUCGGUGGUUUGCCGUCAUGGUCUGAAGUUUUGGCAGGAAUGAGAGAGACAACUGGACAACUGAAUGACUCACUGCUCCACAGACAUGCAGGAGAUGAAGAAUCUGCUUGAGGUGCCAAACAGGGUGAAUACAACAUGUGGAUGCAGUAAGUCAAAGAACUGUAGGUUGGGAUAACUGAGAGAAGCUCCCAGCACACGCCUGCUGGGAGCUUCGUGAGAGUUCAGGGCUUCAUCAACCCACAAUCCUCAAAGACUGGAAUGGCUUCACUAUUUUUGGGUGGAUUACGUUUUUAAGCAUUUAUAUAAGAUGGCGAAUGCAAUCAAUAACAUAAGCUUCAAAGUUGUUGUGUGAAAAGUUAUUAAAGAAGCAAUAGCAAAACAGAGUAAUUAAAGUAUGUUUUGGUGUGUUGUAGAGAUGUGUAUUUAAGUGCUGAGCAAUAUAACAAUUUUACAGGCCAAUCUGUUAUAAAAAUGUGUGAAAAAAGGGAUAUAACAAAGGAAUUCUUUUUUUGAGGCAUUUAAAAAAAAAAUGUAAAUACAGGUGCCAAGCACGUAAAAAGCUCAA
Messenger RNA from Acanthopagrus latus (yellowfin seabream), 3917 nucleotides. RefSeq names its product T-box transcription factor 15 (gene tbx15). The record is from RefSeq and is a predicted model, not a curated record. The transcript is spliced from 8 exons. NCBI's taxonomy places the organism in Eukaryota, Metazoa, Chordata, Actinopteri, Spariformes, Sparidae. Gene Ontology annotation, biological process: cell fate specification; positive regulation of DNA-templated transcription; regulation of transcription by RNA polymerase II. The coding region runs from base 1017 to 2849 and encodes 610 amino acids. Gene Ontology annotation, molecular function: DNA-binding transcription factor activity, RNA polymerase II-specific; RNA polymerase II cis-regulatory region sequence-specific DNA binding. Gene Ontology annotation, cellular component: nucleus.